Molecule: messenger RNA, 1836 nt
Organism: Saccharomycopsis crataegensis
Lineage: Eukaryota; Fungi; Ascomycota; Saccharomycetes; Ascoideales; Saccharomycopsidaceae
Exons: 1
Coding region: 1-1836 (611 amino acids)
Source: RefSeq, a predicted model, not a curated record
AUGGUCAAAUUCUUGAAGAAUUCGGUCCAACCAUUGGACUCAUCCAAAGUCAGUUCAAUCCAAGGAAACUAUCUGUUAAGAGUUGUUCAACAGCCGGUAAAGGCAAGGGUGGCCGGGAGAAAACAAACACGUAACAGCAGCAGAAGAUUAGUCGAUCCUCAGCCAGUAGUUGAAAUCAGAUUGAAUGAAAACGAAUUUAUCGACAAUAAUGUUAUUGACCAUAGUUUGAGCAUGUUUUUCAUCAGAGCUUCCAUUGAGUGCCUUGGUUCUAAUGAUAAAGAAUCUUUUUUCCAAAAGCAGAGAAAGUCUAGAUUUUUUGAAAAGACUGAAAAUGAUGAAGAGGUUUUAAGAGGUACCACUGCUGUCAGUGCCCAAUUCUACCGUGGUUCUCCAUACACUGCGUGUGCCGUGUUUGAUAACUUGUCCGUCAGAUACAAAGGUAGUUAUCGUUUAAAAUUUGACUUAUUUGAAGUACAAAGUUUCUCUAAAACUGGUUCUCUCCUGCCAAAUAUUGUUCAUAGGAAUAAGGCAACUUCAUAUUCUUCGGUGUUUACUGUCUAUACCGAUGCUGCCUUCGAUGGCUUGGAAGCGUCUCCUGAAUUGAACAAUGAAUUGAAAAAAGCUGGGUGUAAAAUUAGAGCCAGAAAACAAAGAAACAUUACUGGAUCUCAUAGCAACAUGGUUGAUCUUGAUGGUUUCAGAGUUGAUAAGAAAUUCACUUACAAUAAUGGCCGCAUGAACUAUUCAUUGACAGGCACCAAUCAUUUUGGCUUGGAUGAAAAUGUUUUCAACCGACCAGGCACUAGUCUUGAUUUGCAAAUGCUUCAAAACUUCCAAAGCGCUCAAGCUGCUGCCACGGCUGCUGCUGUCAAUAUUGCUAAUAGAAACGACAAUGCUUACAGUCCAGCACCAAUUGGUAACUUGCAUACCGGGUUCAAUCAAAUCAAAAGACCACAAACAGCGUUGCCUCAGAUCAUAACCACCGGUGAGCAUUUUAAUACUCCUUAUAAUGAUAUGUUGAGAAGUGGGUUGGCCCUGUCUUCAGACUACAAUACUUCUUCUCCUUUGGCCCAACCAAAACCAAGAAGAAAUUUCAACAUCCAGAGUGCCGAACCAUCAUUCAAUGUUUAUUCUGAAAUGUUUUCCACGAUAAACACCAAUGACAGUACCAACUCUGUUGAUGCCAGUCCAUCCAUCAAGUCUGAAGAAUUUGCAUCUCCUGCAGGAUUCCCAGGUAUUAAUCAAGCUACUCCUUCAGCUACCGCUACUCCAGUAGCGAUGUCAAACAACCACCAUCAACAAUUGUUCAGUGCUUAUACCAUUGAUAACCAGCACAUGAUGUCAAUGAUGAUGAACAACAACAAUAACGCCAUGUCAGCCGAUGGAAACACACCAAUCAAUAAUUUAUUGUUGCAACAGACGAUGGGGAUGAAUAUCAACAUGGAGGACACAAUGAAUUCUAUUGGUGGAAAUGGUGAUGUCCCAAGAAGCACUAUUCCACUAGAGCAAAUCCCAAUUUUUUGGAAUGACGGAGAUAACGUUCCAACCAAUACUCAAGACGGACAGCUCGAAAUUAGUCAGGCUCCAGAUAGUGCAAAUGGCAGCGACAGUAUCGAUGACCUCACCGAUCAUCAACAACAGCAAUUGAAGAGCUUUCAAGCACAGAUUGAACAACAGCAUCAAAACCAGCAACAACUAAAUGACGGAACUUUACUUGUGGAUAAUAUUGGUGCGAGUUUAGCUGAUAACCAACUAGACUUGGGCACGGAGUUGUUGAACUUUAAUGAAAUUUAUCAACAAUCAGAUUUGUUGUUGCGACAAAAUUUUCAAAUAUGA